This is a messenger RNA of Tarenaya hassleriana, 2076 nucleotides long. Its product is annotated as growth-regulating factor 1-like. Lineage: Eukaryota; Viridiplantae; Streptophyta; Magnoliopsida; Brassicales; Cleomaceae. The record is from RefSeq and is a predicted model, not a curated record. The coding region runs from base 254 to 1810 and encodes 518 amino acids. Gene Ontology annotation, cellular component: nucleus. The transcript is spliced from 4 exons. Gene Ontology annotation, molecular function: ATP binding. Gene Ontology annotation, biological process: developmental process; regulation of DNA-templated transcription; DNA-templated transcription.
UACCAUUCUUGUCUCCUCCCUAAGCUUCAUCUCUCACUCUCUCUCUCUCCCCAAUUAUUAUUUUUCUCCACUUUGAAAAAAAUAUCUCCUUGCUCCAUAGAAAAGGAUCAUCUCUGCAGUAUAAAGAAAAUAAAACUCUUCCUCGUUCUCCUCCCUCUGUCUCUAUCUCACUCUCUCUUCUGAAGGCGAGCGUCUUCCUCCCAUGGCAACAAUCUCAGAAGUGAUUAUUUAGCUUUACUGUCGUGUACCCUUUAUGGAUCUCGGGGUUCGGGUUCAAGGGUCGGUGCCGGGUCAUGAAAACGGAGCUCCGACUCAGUCGGAACUUGGAUCUGGGUUUGCCAAACAAGACAGAUCCGGGUUCGACGGCGAAGAUUAUUGGCGAAGCUCGAAGCUUGGGAGGACUGAGGACUUUUCAGGCUGCAAAACGCUGUCGUUUCAUCAGGGUAUUCCUCUACUUCGAUCUACUUCUCUUGUUUCCUCCGAUCCCCGCCGGCAAGAGCACAUGCUCAGCUUCUCUUCUUCAGACAAAUCCGAAGCUCUGGAUUUCAGCAAAGAUGACGGCUUGGAUAAUAAGAGCUGUCUCUCCCCGUAUCUUCAGCAGUUUGCCUCUUCUUACAGUAGAAAUGCAGGAUUUGAUUCAGGAGGGAUGAUGAACACAAGCAUGCACGGAAAUGUUACAGGAGUUAGAGGACCUUUCACAUUGACACAGUGGGCAGAGUUAGAGCAACAGGCGUUGAUCUAUAAAUACAUCACAGCAAAUGUCCCUAUUCCUUCUAGUUUGCUUCUCUCUCUCAAGAAGUCCUUUUACCCUUACGCCCAUGGAUCCUUACCUCCCAAUUCAUUCGGAUGGGGCUCUUUCCAUCUCGGAUUCUCGGGCGGAAACAUGGAUCCCGAGCCGGGGAGGUGCCGUAGGACGGAUGGUAAGAAAUGGCGGUGCUCGAGGGACGCUGUCCCGGACCAAAAGUACUGCGAGAGACACAUAAACAGAGGCCGUCACCGUUCAAGAAAGCCUGUGGAAGGCCAUUCUGGCCACAAUGCUGCGUCCAAGGCGGCGAUUCCAUCACCGUUGAAAGCAAGUGCUGCAUCCAAUCCUUCUACAGAUUCUCUUGCUAACAGGGUUCAAAAUUCACGAGGAGCGUCCGUGUUUCCUUCCACCGUCAGCUCGCAGCACAAGGAAUCUCCCGUGGCUCAUCAAAAGCAAGAAAACCCUUUCGAGUUCGGGCUCAGCUCCUCUGCUUCCCUCAUGAACAUGUCGCAGAAAUCUUCCUACAUGAAUUCUGCCAAAGGGUUUGGUUCUUAUCUUGAUUUUAGCGGCCAAGAAAAGCAUUCCAGCAAUCCGAACAUCGUCUCGUGGCCCGAAGAGCUGAAAUCGGAUUGGACACAGCUUUCUAUGUCUAUCCCGAUGGCUUCCUCGGAGUUCUCGGCCUCCCCUGCAUCUCCCGCGCAAGAAAAACUCGCCCUUUCGCCUCUAAGGCUGUCUCGGGAGUUUGACCCGACGAUCCAGAUGGGUUUAGGAGUCAACGCCGAGAUUCUUGAACCUGUCAAGAAGGUGAAUAACUGGAUACCGAUCUCCUGGGGAAGUUCAUUGGGCGGUCCUUUAGGGGAGGUACUGAACAGCACGACCAACAGCCCCAAGCUGGGAUCCUCCCCGACAGGUGUUUUGCAGAAAUCCUCCUUCUGUUCACUUUCCAACAGCAGUUCGGGCAGCAGCCCGGUUGGCGAGAACAAGAAGGGCGGCGAUGGGGCCGGGCUGUGCGAGGAUUUGCUCGGGCAGACGCUACUGAGCUCCUCCUCGGCUCCAUCGAUGUGAAAAAAAAAAGCAAGUAGUUCCGUGAUGGAUCUGCGAAACUGGAAGUAGUUUGGCCGUGGAAGUUUGUUUCUUGAUUGCAUUGUUUUUCUUCCUCUCUCUCUUGUUCGAGGAAACCCUAAAAGGAGAUGAUAGAGAGACAGACAUGGGUUUUUUUUUUAAUUAAAAAAAAAUGUUUUUGUCGGCCUGUGUCUUUCUCCAUUCCCGAUUUCUAAAUCCAUGGAUUUGUGGGUAUGAACAAGUUUAUGUUUGUGUAUUAUUGUUAUUCA